AUGGAGGGUAGCGAGGAGGGGAAGCAGGAGGUGGCAGCAGACAGAAUUGUUGCUGUCCUGGGCCUCAAGUGUAAGUCGCAGCUGAGCUGCCUGGACGAGGCGCACGUGAACGAGAAGGUGACCGAGGCGCAGGCCUCCUUCUACUACUGCGAGCGGCGGCGGGCCGCGCUGGAGGCGCUGCUGGGCGGCGGCGACCAGGCCUACUUCGAGCGGGUGCAGCAGGAGCGGCUGAAGAACUUCCUGUCGGGCCAGGAGCGUCAGGCCCUCCGUGCCACCUGGCGCCCCUAUGAGGACACCGCCGCCGCGACCGCCCGUGGCAAGGGCAAGGGCAAGGGCAAGGCCCAGGCCGCUGGGAAGGCCGCGGCCGAGCCCACCGAGUCCCUGGCUUACUGGCCCGACCGCUCCGACACCGAGGUGCCCCCGCUGGACCUGGGCUGGACAGACAACAUCGCCUACAGGGGCGUCAGCCGAGUCACCCUCUUCACCCACCCCCCCAAGGAGGAGAAGGCCCCCCACCUCAAGCAGGUGGUCAGGCAGAUGGUCCAGCAGGCGCAGAAGGUCAUUGCUGUAGUCAUGGACCUCUUCACCGACCGCGAAAUCUUCCAAGACAUCGUCGACGCCGCCUACAAGCGCCGUGUCCCAGUGUACAUCAUCCUGGAUGAGGCUGGCGUGAAGUUUUUCCUGGAGAUGUGUCAGGGCCUGGAGCUCACUGACUUCCGGAUCCGGAACAUCCGGGUACGCUCUGUGGCGGGCGUCAGCUUCUACAUGCCCUGACCCAUCUGUGGGUCACUUUGAGUUAGAAGGCUCGCCAAGGGGCCCCCAACAGCAGGCCUGGGCACAUGGGUCUUGCUUUUCUGGUCCCAUGUCCCCAGGUUCACCUGGAGCUCCGCCCACAUGGACAGGAACCUGCUCCUGCUCCUGACGGGGCAGCAUGUGGAGCCCUUUGACGUGGAGUUCCGGGAGCUGUACGCCAUCUCCGAGGAGGUGGACUUGUACGGGAAGCUGGGCCUGGUCGGAGCCGGCCGUCUCGGCCUCAACUAUUCAUCCACCGUGGCGCGCAAGCUCAUCAACCCCAAGUAUGCCUUGGUGGCGGGCAGCCGGCCCCCGCCUGGCGAGAUGAUGCGCUGGGCCGCCAGGCAGGAGCGGGCCGCUGCCAGCCACCCGGACGAGCAGGAGGAGGGCAGUGGAGGUGGUGAGUCAGCCCGGCGCCUGGAGAGCUUCCUGAAUGACCUCGUCAGUGUGAAGCAGGUGCUGCCCCCUGUGGACCCCAUCCCCCUGACAGGGUCCAGCCGGCGGGAUGACAAGGCCCGCCAGGCCCAGGACCAGAAUGGCAAAGAAGCCACCAACGGGAAGGCGGUCCCAGCCAAGGAGGGCAAACGCUUCGGCAGCGGGUUCUUCAACCGUCGGUCCAAGAGGCCAGUGGCACCCAACGGCAUGGCCAGCUCCCUCCAGGUGGAGGCCGCUCCUGAGGUGGAGUUUAAGAUGGGCAAGAGGUCCACCGAGGACCCCGCCACCAGCCUCUCAGGUAAAGACAAGCCCAGCCGCUGCAUGAUUUCCUGAGCCACGGCACAGGGGCAGCAGGACCCACGGGUGCCCCAGCAGGACAGACUGCACCAGUUUGCACGACAGACCCCUCCUUGCCAGCAGCCUGCCACCUCAAGCCUCCCGAUCUCUCACAGAUCAGAGGGCCUCCAGCCUCUCCAGGCCAAGGGUGGGUGUGGGGAGCGGGGAGGACAGGUGUGUGUAUGUGUGUCCUUGUUUACAUGAGGUGGAUGCUCCAACAGUCUGCUCCUUUCUGCCAGAGCCCCUCCCCCCAGGGGGCUGGCCUCACCCUGCAGCCCCCAAGCCAGGGUGGGACACCUGACUUCAGGCUCCCUGUCCUGGGCUCCCUGACUUAGCUCUCCUGGGCCACCAGCAGGCUGGUGGGGGAGGGGAAGAGCACAGGUCUGGAGCCGGGUUUCCCACUGCCAGCCUGGCUGGAGGCCCCUCUCCCUCACCCACCCUCAGUGGAAGAGUGUUCCUCCUGUCUGAGACCCUGAGUGCAAUCAGGGGAAGACCCCCCCAGCCAGUGGCAGAUCCCCUACCCUCACUCUGCAGGUCUUGGCCGCUUGGCUCCCAGGGAUCCAGGACUCCCUGGCUUUGGCCUGCUGCAGACCUAUUUGGGGUAUGUGUGUGGGGCGGGGGUCGUAUACUUAGGGGGCUGCCCCGGCCCGAACCAUGCCCUGAUCAGCCUCGGGGAGUACUGUGACAGAGAGGCAGGGCUCUUCGGACUGGAGUAUUUGCCCU
Molecule: messenger RNA, 2286 nt
Organism: Echinops telfairi (small Madagascar hedgehog)
Lineage: Eukaryota; Metazoa; Chordata; Mammalia; Afrosoricida; Tenrecidae
Gene: SACK1F
Product: family with sequence similarity 83 member F
Exons: 6
Source: RefSeq, a predicted model, not a curated record